Messenger RNA from Lactuca saligna, 2161 nucleotides. NCBI's taxonomy places the organism in Eukaryota, Viridiplantae, Streptophyta, Magnoliopsida, Asterales, Asteraceae. The record is from the annotation of a GenBank genome assembly.
AUGGAGAGAUUGGAGACGAGUGGUAACGUGAGCAUCAGUGUUAUCAGGCAUGGUGAUGGAGGGGGAGAAACAGGGCAAUGGAACCAAUUGAUAAGAAAGGUGGAAGAGAAUCAUAGGUUGAGGUCUGAGCUACAAAAGAAGAUUCAGGAACUUGAAAACUAUAAAUCGAGUGAUACAAAGGCUGAGGAUGAUUGGAGUGAUCAUAGGUAUCUACCUCCGACAAAAAAUAGAGCCAUGAGUCCAACAGAUGGAUCCACACUGGUCCUCAAAAAAGAUUACAUGGGGAAUGCUGUAGAUCCAAUGAUUCAAGUUUCAAGGGAGAGCCAGUUGGAGACUCAAAACAUAAAUGGGGGCUUUUCUCCUUUGAGGUAUCAACUGGAAGGAGAAUAUGAUCCGCAGUUCAAUGUGUCUGGGCUGGUGCCAAUUUCUGAGGUAAAGAAUGCAGGCAGCUCCAUAAACCAGGCUGUUGUUGACAGUCGAGAUCAGGAGCAAGAGAUUUUGCUGUUGAGAAAGCAUCUUGUUGACUAUUCAAUUAAGGAAGCCCAAAUACACAAUGAGAAGUUUGCUCUUGAGAAACGAAUUGCUUAUAUGCGUCUGGCUUUCGAUCAGCAGCAGCAGGAUCUGGUUGAUGCAGCAUCUAAAGCUCUCUCUUACAGACAAGACAUUAUUGAAGAAAAUAUACGCCUAACGUAUGCAUUGCAGGAUGCACAAGAAGAAAGAACAACAUUUAUAUCAUCUUUGAUGCCUCUUCUUGCGGAGUAUUCUCUUCAGCCACCAGUUGCUGAUGCUCAGUCCAUCGUUAGUAAUGUUAAGGUUCUUUUUAGGCAUUUGCAAGAGAAGCUCAUAGGAAUUGAGACAAAGCUAAAAGAGUCUCAAUAUCAGCUAGCAGCCUGGCGUUCUGAUUCAAGUUUUGCACAAUCACCGAUGUAUUCUUUUGGGGGGAACAAAAAUGGGCUUGAAUUGGUUACACAACAAGCAUACUCUGAUGGACAAAUACCAAUUUCAUCAGACCAUCCAACUCCAAGAGGGUGGGAUGGAGUUGGAGUUGCAGCUGGUGUUCCAGAAACUUCAGAGCCUGAUUCAGGGAGGUAUUCACCUCUUCUAAACAGAAACAGUAAUAAUAAUAAUGGUGUAGGGAGAAGCGCACACAUAGGAUUAGGUGGUGAUUCAUAUCCUACAACCACAAGUAGUAAAAAUGAGGAAACCAGCAACAAACAAGUUACAUUUAGCGACCCUGUUAGCAGUAAUAAUGAUGUUGAUGAUUUUGAAGGCCAUAACGAGGGCAGAGGAGGAGGAGGAGAACCAUUUGUCGAUUGGAAUUCCAAGACCCCCCUUGAAGAUCCCCAGCCCCAGCCCCACUCAUAUUCUCCAUAUUUAACUCCAGUGCCCGAAAAACCUGAUUCUUCAUACUCUGAAGCUGCAGAUGAUGAUCCAUUACCUGCAGUGGAUUCCCUCCAAAUUUCAGGCGAAGCUUUUCCAGGUCGAGAACUUCAAGCUAGUGGAUACUCCCUCAAUGGAACUACAAGUUGUAAUUUUGAGUGGGUGCGGCAUAUGGAAGAUGGAUCUGUUAGUUAUAUAGAAGGUGCAAAGCAGCCAAAUUAUCUUGUUACUGCGGAUGAUGUUGAUACAUGCCUUGCCAUUGAAGUCCAACCCAUGGAUAACAGAAAGCGAAAGGGUGAACUUGUAAAGGUUUUCGCCAAUGAGCACAGAAAAAUUGUCUGUGAUCCUGAUAUGCAUGACAAUAUCAGAAAAGCUCUUCAGACUGGUCAUGCUGAACACAGAUUGUCUUUAUGGACAGGAUUUCUUGAGAUAUGGGAGCCAGUUACAUUAGUCAUCAGAAAAGAUGGAAUUAACAUAAAAGGUGGUACUACUCCCUUCAAUGAGAAGUUUUCUCCCAACACAAGGGUUUAUAUUCCGUGUGGAAAUCCUGUAGAGUUUUCCAUUAUUGGUUUGGGAGGUGUUGAGCAACGGCUUCGGGUGGAGCAAGAAUCAGAUACUAUAAGUUCAAGGGAUGUCAUUGUGCUCACCCUGAGAUACUUUAUCAAUAGGGCUGCCGAGAAAAAAAAGGUGAAAAAGAAGGGCUUAUUUUUUUGACAAGACAAGAGGAGAAAGGAAUCUUUUGUUACAUACAAAAACUACUACCCUUUGUUGUAGUUGUAGG